AUGUCUAAAGAGUAUAAUCCACCAACCGGAGCUCCACCAAAUUGGGGGAAUGAGGGAGGACAACAGGGCUACGUUCCACAAGCUCAACCAUCAUACAAUACUCAACAACAAGAUAGAGGAUAUGGUGGAUAUCAACAACAACAAGGUUAUGGAGGUGGAUACCCCCCUCAACAAGGUUAUGGUGGUUAUCCUCCACAACAGCAAGGCUAUGGUGGACCUCCACCAGGUGGUUACUAUCAACAACAACAACCAGUAUAUGUUCAACAACAACCUCAAAGAGAUGAUAGUUGUUUAAUGGCAUGUUUAGGUGCUUUAUGUAUUUGUUGUACUUUGGAUAUGCUUUUCUAG
Messenger RNA from Scheffersomyces amazonensis, 348 nucleotides. RefSeq lists its product as uncharacterized. The coding region runs from base 1 to 348 and encodes 115 amino acids. NCBI's taxonomy places the organism in Eukaryota, Fungi, Ascomycota, Pichiomycetes, Serinales, Debaryomycetaceae. The record is from RefSeq and is a predicted model, not a curated record. The transcript has a single exon.